Molecule: messenger RNA, 3645 nt
Organism: Conger conger (European conger)
Lineage: Eukaryota; Metazoa; Chordata; Actinopteri; Anguilliformes; Congridae
Gene: smtnb
Product: smoothelin b
Biological process (GO): actin cytoskeleton organization
Cellular component (GO): microtubule organizing center; filamentous actin
Molecular function (GO): protein binding
Source: RefSeq, a predicted model, not a curated record
UGUGGUCCGAUUGGCGUUUGAACUUGUUUGGGGGCGGAUCUUUCGCUACAACUGCGUGAAUGGGAAGCCAGGAUUCGAAGCUCGCGCUCAAUGUCCAGCGUUUUACAGCAGAAUGUGGCUUUAGGAAGAAAGCGGUGUAACGCACAGAGUGGGACAGUUACCGUCGUACGGUUUUUAGACGUCGCUGCAAAUUGCGUGGCAUAUUGGCUUUAAGCAAUCCCAGACUUUCCCAAGCCCGAGCGAACCGCAGUCAACGCUCCAUUUUCUGUACCUGUGACCUGUCAUCGCUGUGGACUGUCAGCAUGUCCGAUGAAAGAUAUUCAUCGCUGGAUGAACCGUCUCUCCGGAACCUGCUGGACGGGACGGUGGACCUGGACGAGCGCAGGCUGAUCCGUUCAGCGAUCCGGGAGCUGCGGAGGCGGGAGAUCGAGGACAUGGAGGCGGCGCUGGCCAGCAAGCGCUUCCGCCCCGCCCGGCAACACACACACACACACGACGACAAGGAGAACCAGCUCAGUUCUGAUACUCUGGACCAGCUCUCUGGCAAACUACAGAACAUCCAGGAUGUUGAGGAGCUGACUGGACUGGUCAAGAGACGGGCCUCGGAGAAGGUCCGGGGGGCGGGCCGGCGAGCCGAACCCGAGAUGGCGGAGCUUCACAGCGCCCGGGGGACAGCGGACCCUGACAGAGACGCCCUGGGGGAGAGAGAGCAGAUCCGAUCGCAGAUUCGGGAGCUGAGGAGCCAGCAGUCUCUGAGCCGAGAGCUUCAGCGCGCAGACUCUAACUCCGGCAUGGUGCUGGUUCUGGACACGUUGGGAAAGGAGGAGACCUCCUCCGCCCCGCUGAUGGGGCGGCAGCGGCUGGAUUCUGGGACCUCGGACUCGGACCUGGUCCUGCCCCCGAGGCAGCGGCUGGACUCGGGAGCGUCGGAGAGGAGCGUGGGGUCGGUGCCCUCCCGGCCCCGCCUGGAUUCGGGGGCAUCGGAGCGCAGCCUGGGCUCCCUGCCCUCCCGGCCCCGCCUGGAUUCGGGGGCGUCGGAGCGGAGCGUGGGGUCGGCGCCGCGGGCCAGGCUCGAUUCGGGAGCGUCGGAGAGGAGCGGCGGCUCCCAGGCUCGGCCCAGGCAGAGGGCGGAUUCCGGGGCGUCUGACGCCGGCCCGUUACCACGGCAGCGGCUGGGCUCCGGCGCCUCGGACGCGGGCUCCUCGUCCUCCUCGUCGUCACGGAGACGGCUGGAUUCGGGCGUGUCCCUGCUGGGACAGGACCCGGGCGAGGUGGUGCUGAUGGGACAGGACCCGGGCGAGGCGGUGCUGAUGGGACAGGACCCGGGCGAGGCGGUGCUGAUGGGACAGGACCCGGGCGAGGCGGUGCUGAUCGGGCCGGACCCAUGCGAGGUGCUGAUGGGCAGCUCCUCCAGCACGGAUUCGGAGGCAGAGGGCGGGGAUCACGGGCCCGUCCCGCCCCCCGCCCCGCCCAGCGAGGGCGGCUCCGCCUCCGACCGGGACCAGCCCGACGGACCUGCCUUCUCCAGGACCGCCUCGGCCUCCCAGAACACCCUGCUGAACGGGGGCUCUGUGCCCAGGAACGGCGUGCAGGGACACCAGCUCCCUGUGGGCAGGGAUCCCACCCUCACUGCUCUGCACAACAGCCAGGGGAACGCGUCCAACAAGAAGGACCCCGGCUGGUCGUCCCCGUUCACACGGGCCAGCUCCGUGCGUGACCGCGUGCGCAGGUUCACGGAGAGCCCCGCCGGUCCCCUGACCCCCAAGAGGGGCUCCGUCCUGAGGAACGGGCUGUCGGCGAAAACCUGCGGCCAGACGCCCGUCUCCAGGGUGACCAGGCUGUUCGAGGAGCCGAGCGCGAGCAAGCCGGCGCGCAACGAGAGACGAGAGGGACUCGCCUCCGGCGGUCCCCUGGGGUCCCGCGUGGGGUCCGUGUCCUACCCCUCCUCCUCCUCCUCCUCCUCCUCUUCCUCAGAGAGCGUUGAGGGUCAGCAGCAGGGACCGGUCGACUCUGCUCCCGCCCACAUCGACGCCCCCGCACCGGCCGGCCAAUCGCAGGGCUCUGUGGGCGGGGCCCCCGGGCGGGCUGAAAAGCAGGAUCUCCCUUCCCCGGGCGCAGAGGAACGCCAGACCCCAGGCAGCACAGCACACGGCCAGCGAGAGGAAGAGGAGGACCCCGACAUGAAGACCUUCCUCACCAUCGAGAUCAAGGAUGGACGCAACGCCUGCAGCGGGAGUGGAAGCUCGCGGAUUACCGCCAACGCCGCCCCCCGGGCCAGCGCCAACGUGACCCCCCGGGCCAGCGCUAACGCCGUGGGACAGCGUGCAGAACUGACCCUAGGCCUGAGGGCAACACCGUUCAAGAUCUCCUCAUCCAGCCUUUCAUCCAGCUCUUCCUUCAAGAUGGAGACGGAGCCGGUGUUGGCGGCGGACCCCUGCGGGAGCAGCAGCAGUGGGGCCCCGGCCGUACCCAACGGCUCCGCGGAGGCGCGGGCCAGAGCGGAGGAGAGCGGGGCCAAGCUGACCGCCGAGCAGCUGGACGCCAUCGAGGACGAGGAGGUGCUGGACAAGAUGCUGGAUGAGUCCAAAGACUUUGAGGAGAGGAAAAUGAUCCGGGCGGCCAUGAGAGAACUGCGCAAGAGAAAGAGAGACCAGCGGGAGCGGGAGAGGGAGUUUCGCCUGCAGGAGCUGAGGCAGCAGAGGGAGGCGCGGGCGCAGAAGGGUCGGCCAGGAGGGGGCGCUGUGGAGGUGGUGACCAAGAAGGCUGAGAAGUCUGCAGACGGAUCCACCCUCAGUCAGCUGACCAAGACCGACCGCUUCGCCCAGUCAGAUGACGGCAGUCGCUCUACCCGCAGCACCAUCACAGAGGCCAGCUAUGUGCAGAAAUCUGACAAGGGGACGGUGCAGACUAAGUCCUACAGCUUCUCCUCCUCCUCCUCCAGCUCCAGUGGCAGGAAAGUGGGCAGUGUGUUUGACCGGGAGGAUGACUCUUCCCCGCGUAGCGGUGGGGGUGGGCUGGCAGCUCUGGAGCGCAGACAGGCGGAGAGGCGUAAGGAGCUGAUGAGGGCGCAGACGCUCCCCAAAACCUCCGCCACCCAGGCCCGACGGGCCAUGAUCGAGAAACUGGAGAAGGAGAGCCCGGUGAAUGCGGCGGUCUCUCGGGUCAGUAAGGUGCAACGCUCCACCAGUUUCGGCGUCCCCAACGCCAACUCCAUCAAGCAGAUGCUGCUGGACUGGUGCCGGGCCAAGACGCGGUCCUACGAGAACGUGGACAUCCAGAACUUCUCCUCCAGUUGGAGUGACGGGAUGGCGUUCUGCGCGCUGGUGCACAACUUCUUCCCUCAGUCCUUCGACUACGACUCCCUCAGCCCCAGCAACCGCAGACACAACUUUGAGGUGGCCUUCAGCACCGCAGAGGCCUGUGCUAACUGUAUGCCUCUGCUGGAGGUGGAGGACAUGAUGAUCAUGGGCAAGAAGCCCGACUCCAAGUGCGUGUUCACCUACGUGCAGUCGCUGGUCAACCACCUGCGGAGGUACGAGAUGACCCGGCAGGCCUUCGCUGACCUCUGACCUCCCCCGCCCCCCCACGACGGCUCUCCACCCUGCUUACCUGGGACUGUGGAUGAAAAAAGGACUCCUCCCCCUG